This is a messenger RNA of Brassica napus (rape), 814 nucleotides long. Its product is annotated as trichome differentiation protein GL1-like. The coding region runs from base 1 to 606 and encodes 201 amino acids. Lineage: Eukaryota; Viridiplantae; Streptophyta; Magnoliopsida; Brassicales; Brassicaceae. The transcript is spliced from 3 exons. The record is from RefSeq and is a predicted model, not a curated record.
AUGGACUAUGUCCAGACUCACGGCAAAGGCCAUUGGAAUCGCAUUGUCAGGAAAACUGGGCUGAAGAGGUGUGGAAAAAGCUGUAGACUGAGAUGGAUAAAUUAUUUGAGCCCUAGUGUGAAUAAAGGCAAUUUCACUGAACAAGAAGAAGACCUCAUUAUUCGUCUCCACAAGCUCCUCGGCAACAGAUGGUCUUUAAUAGCUAAAAGAGUACCUGGACGAACAGAUAACCAAGUCAAGAAUCACUGGAACACCCAUCUCAGUAAGAAGUUCGUCGGAGAUUAUUCCUCCGGUGUCAAAACCACCGGAGAAAACAAAGCGCCACUGCUACUUUCAGCGGCCACAGCUUCUUCUCGUCAACACCAACAAGACAAAAUAUGCGACAAGAGCUUCGACGGCCUCGUACCAGCUUCGUUCGAGAAUAAACCAAACGCGGAUUUGACACAUAGGAACGUUGUAGUAGGAAAUACUAAUGAUCCAAGUCUGUACUUCAAAGAAAGAAACAUCUUUGAUAGCAGUAACGCUUUCUGGUUUAAUGAAGACGAGUUCGAGCUCAUGACUUCAUUGGCUAUGAUGGAUUUUGCUUCGGGUGAUAUUGGCUACUAGGCUACUAGCUAGUUUGUACUUGUUAAGUGUGUUUAACUGUAUUAAUUCUGCUUCACUAUGGAUAUUGAUUUAAUUAAUAGAAAUACGAUCGACGAGUGUUUCUCUAUAUUUUCCUCAUAAUAAAAAAAUGUAGUAUAAGUACGUUUUUAAUUAAUAAAAACAGUGCAAUGAACUGAACUUUUGUUUCUCAACUUCUCUUCUUCAUAUG